This is a messenger RNA of Macrosiphum euphorbiae (potato aphid), 318 nucleotides long. The record is from the annotation of a GenBank genome assembly. Lineage: Eukaryota; Metazoa; Arthropoda; Insecta; Hemiptera; Aphididae.
AUGCAACUUUCAAGCAUUAAUAUUACUGCAUAUCAGAAAACGGAACUCAUGUCUGAACAGAUCAAACACCAAACACAAGCUGGAAAAGCGUAUACCUCAAAAAGAAAUGAUUCAUCAUGUGCAACAAAAGACAACAAAAUAUGUAUUUUAGCUUUUGAUCUUCAACAGUGUCUUCUAACACCAAACUUAGGGUCUUCGGUUGUGUUUUACAAACGUCAGUUGUGGACAUACAACCCAACAGUCCACAAUAUUAUAUCCUCUACGGCUUCAUUGUUGAAAGUGAAGCUUGACGGACUAAUGAUGUUAGCAUUAAUAUAA